AUGUAAGAAAAUUAAGACUAUGAUCCAGAAUUUCCUGCACCACCUCUAAUAGAUUCACCUAAAUCAUAAGAAUAUCAAAAAGUAUAGAUUUUAAUAAGUAUUAUUUAGUUACAAUAAAAGUAUUAAGCAAUUAAAUAAAUAGUGAUGUCAAGUGAAAAUUCAAAGAACCCUUCUGAAGUUUUAUAAAAGUUGCAAGUUUUCUUUAAUGGGAGAUAGGGUAAGGUGGAAUCAUAAUCAGAAUAAACAUAACCUGAAAUGAUAAAGAGUGCUAAUGUUUCUAGGAGAUUUAUAUUUUAGAAACCUGGAACUGCAAAUAACUUAAAUUAUACUCAAGAAUUAGAGAAAUAGAAUUCAAUGUUAAAAUAAAGAAUAAUUAAAGUUUCUUAAGCAAGAGAGAAUGAUACCAAUUAAAUUUAACUUGAAUAUAACAAAAUGAAAGUGAGAGUAGAAAAUUUAGAAUCAGAAAAUAAAAAACUAAAGUCAGAUUUCUAAAAAUGUUACACUUAAUUAAAAGAAAUGAAAUAAGAGAAAGAGGAAGAGGAAAAAAUGAAAUGGCAUAGAGAGGCAGUUUCUGAUAAAAAUCCAUAUUUAAUGGAAGAAUUUAGAAAGAAAUUAGAUGAAAAAGAUAAAGAAAUAAAAAGAUUAUCAAAAAACCUUAAAAAAGUAUAUAAAAAUAUAGAUAAAAUAGUUUACAAUUUUAGAAAAGAAAUUAUGGGUAAAGGAAAAAGCAUUUGAAGUAGAAAGAAGUGAAUAUUUAGAUAGGAUUUUAUAUUUAAGUGGAAGACUUGGUUUAACAAAAUUAGAAUGA
Paramecium pentaurelia is the source of this 808-nucleotide messenger RNA. The record is from the annotation of a GenBank genome assembly. Lineage: Eukaryota; Ciliophora; Oligohymenophorea; Peniculida; Parameciidae.